This is a messenger RNA of Baudoinia panamericana UAMH 10762, 2281 nucleotides long. RefSeq lists its product as uncharacterized. Gene Ontology annotation, molecular function: protein serine/threonine kinase activity; ATP binding. Gene Ontology annotation, biological process: intracellular signal transduction; peptidyl-serine phosphorylation. The record is from RefSeq and is a predicted model, not a curated record. Lineage: Eukaryota; Fungi; Ascomycota; Dothideomycetes; Mycosphaerellales; Teratosphaeriaceae. Bases 186 to 2099 code for a protein of 637 amino acids. The transcript is spliced from 4 exons.
CUUGUAGCCCCUUGGCUGGCCAUCCUGCAUAAAAUACCUAGGCCCCUUCACCACUUAGACCCUAGGAGUUCCCCUCUGCUGCCGGGUCCACCUCACUGGGAGUUGCUUUGCAAAGACGGAGUCUUACUCCUCGGUCAUAGAGACCACCUCCCACGAGCAGGGUCUUCCACCACCAGUCUCCAAUCAUGGCGUACCAACAGCAGCAAGACAACCGUAACCAGAACCGUCUGCACCUCAACUUUGGCUUCAACAACCAGCCCAACUUCGCCGCUGAACAAGGCCGUGCUUUCCCAACCACACCUUCUACCUUCCCACAACCAUUCCCGAACGCUCGAGGUCAGCAAGAUGUUUGGGGCACGGGUCAGACAACGAGCGGCAUCAAUGAUCAAGGCUACUUCUACAACAAUCCUACAUUCCAGCAGUACCAGAACCUGCCCUCUCCAGGCACCUCGGGCUACCGCUCGCCAGGGGGCUUUAACAACGACGCUACAAAUGGCUUGGCCCACCAGUUCCAACAUCAGAACUUGGGUGGUGGCUCCACCCCGAGGUCAGCUAGUCCCUACCAGAGGCAAGGGUCUCCGGCAGGCAUGUCGAGGCCACGGACGGCAGGCCAGACGGGGCAGAGUGGGUUGAGCAAUUAUCUCACCCCGCCAAUGCCCAAUCAGCCCGCUCAGCCUGGCCUAUACGACGAUGAGCCGCCACCCAAGAACCCGGAGAAGUACUCGACUGGUAUCACCGAGAAGGUGAAGCUGAACAAGAUGCUUACGCAGGAGUUCUUCAAGGAGAACGUGGAAAGAGCGAAAGCAAGGAAUGAGCGAGCCAAGGAGCUUGAGGGCAUCCUGAGUUCAAGAGAGCUGUCCGAUGCUCGCAAAGAGCAAAAAAAGGCCACCAUGCGGAAAUCAGAAGCAAACUUCCUGCGGUUCCUACGCACUAGCGAAAGGCCGCAGAACUACAACACUCUCAAGAUCAUUGGCAAGGGUGCCUUUGGCGAGGUCCGGCUGGUGCAGAGGAAGCAUGACGGAAAGAUAUAUGCGCUCAAGUCGCUGAUCAAAGCUGAGAUGCACAAGAAAGAUCAGCUGGCUCACGUCCGUGCCGAGCGUGACAUAUUGGCGAAUGCGGACAGCCCAUGGCUAGUCAAGCUGCACACUUCUUUCCAAGACUCCACAUUCCUCUACAUGCUGAUGGAGUUCUUACCGGGAGGCGAUCUGAUGACGAUGCUCAUCAAGUACGAGAUCUUUUCCGAGGACAUCACGCGCUUCUACAUGGCCGAGCUCACCCUUGCUAUCGAGGCGGUACACAAGCUUGGCUUCAUUCAUCGUGACAUCAAACCUGACAACAUCCUCCUGGAUCGCGGAGGUCAUAUCAAGCUUACGGACUUUGGCCUUUCGACAGGUUUCUCAAAGGAGCAUUCAGCCUCGUACUACCAGCAACUCAUGUCGCAGACUCGGCCCAAAUCGAUCGCACAGAACCGCAACUCGGUCUCGAUCGACCAAAUACAGCUUACAGUAUCCAACCGCAAUCAGAUCAACACCUGGCGCAAGUCGAGACGUCAGCUCGCGUACUCCACAGUCGGUACGCCAGACUACAUCGCGCCCGAAAUCUUCAGCGGCAAGGGCUAUGACUUCGGCUGCGAUUGGUGGAGCGUCGGCACCAUCAUGUUCGAAUGCCUAAUAGGCUGGCCACCCUUCUGCGCCGAAGAGCCACAUGACACCUACCGCAAGAUCGUCGACUGGCCCCGCCACCUUCACUUCCCUCCAGACCAACAACUCGGCUCAGACGCCGAGCACUUCGUCCGCGGCCUGAUCUGCGAUGCACAGAACCGGCUCGGUCGCGUCCAGGGCGCGCAGGAGCUCAAGGCGCAUCCCUUCUUCCACGGUGUCAAUUGGGAUAGUCUGCGCAAGAUUCGCGCGCCGUUUGAGCCGAAGCUGCAAAGUAAUGUCGACACGCAGUACUUCCCCAUCGAUGAGAUUCCGCAGGUGGAUAACUCGGCGGCGUUGAGGGCGCAGACGGAGGCGAGCAUGCAGAAUGAUGAUACGACGUUGAGCCUGCCGUUUAUUGGGUAUACGUAUAAGCGCUUUGAUGCAUUUAGAGGGACGUGAGGACAUGUUCCACUGCCGGUGGCAGUAGUUCGAUCAGAGCAGCGGGCACUGCUUAAGCGGAGCGUAUGCGUGAUCCAGCAUUCGACGACGAGAGCAUAGCGGGAGGCCAGGGCGUUACGAGCAUGCAGGACUAUGUACGAUGCAUCUACGUCUAGAUCUGCUUUCAGUAUGCAAGGCUGCUG